AUGCACCACAAAUUAAACCGAUUGAUCGUGGUCAUCGACCUCGCCGGUGCCGUGAAGGAGCUUGUAGAGAACAGCGUCGAUGCCGGCGCCACCAACAUCGAGAUUCGCCUGCGUAACAGCGGCGAGUCGUCCGUGGAGGUGAGCGACAACGGUCACGGCGUCGAUCCUACCAACUACCCCUUCAUAGCCAAGAAGCACUGCACGUCCAAGCUGCGGGCCUUUGACGACCUGCAGUGGGUCAGCACGUUCGGCUUCCGCGGCGAAGCCCUCAGCUCGCUGUGCGCCCUCUCCAAACUUACCCUGUGCACGCGCACAGCUCAGCAAACCGUGGGGAUGCUGCUCACCUACGACCACAACGGCGAGCUGGUCAGCCAGGUCCCCAAAGCGCGCGCCGUGGGGACGACGAUCCACCUGCAGGACCUAUUCGCUUCGCUUCCUGUGAGGCAGCGGGAGUUCAAGCGCAACAUCAAGCGUGAGUUCGCUCGGCUCGUGAGCGUGCUGCAGGCGUACUCCAUAAUCACCACCAAUGUGCGCAUCACCUGCCAGAACCAGAAGGACAAAGGGCCGUCGACGCGCGUGUUGGGCACCAGCGGAAGCGGUCUGAAGGACAACAUCGUGAACGUGUUCGGACCCAAGCUGGUGGCGCACAUCAUGCCGAUCGAUCUGCCCGGCAUCACCUACACCACACGCAAGCGAGUCGAAAAGAGUUUCGGGGGGACUGGCCGCAAUACCGGCGACAGGCAAUUCCUCUACAUCAACAGCCGCCCGGUGGACCACUCCAAGAUCGUCAAGGUGAUCAACGACGUCUAUCGGCAAGCCAACCCCGGCCAAUCCGCCAUCUUCUUCCUGAACUUCGCCCUGGAGACCGACUCGUACGACGUCAACGUGACGCCGGACAAGCGGACCAUCAUGCUCCACGACGAAUCCGACAUCGUCCAAGCCCUCAAGGCGGCCCUGGAAAAGUUCUACGGCAUCUCUGAGUCACACGCCUACGGGCUAAACGACUCGCUGUCGCUUCAAUUCGUGGACGACGACGAAGAUCACGCAGGCGGCAGAGGCGAUGACGCCGGCGAUAGGCCGCCGGCGCUCUCACAGGGCAAGGGUCCUACGAGGGCCGCGAGUAAGAGCGUACCGCCGCCGAGCCCGAGUCGAAUCGCGGUGGCUGGAGGUGGCGUGCGGGUCAACUCGCAGCGGACGAGCUCGCGCCAAUCGUCUCCCGUACCCGCCGGCGGCCUCAUGUCCCCGGCGGGCCGCGGCGGCCAACCGCCGGCGCCCGUACCCCUGCACUCUACGAGCGAGCCGGCGCCGGAGGAGCUAGACGAUGUCGUCGAUGACAUCAAUGCAACACAAGAAGACGGGGGAGACGAAGACGUCGAGGCGGCGGAAGUAAGCGGCGGUAGCGACACGAGCGCGAAGCCGGCGCUCUCGCUCAGCGCGUUCGCCUUCUCCUCGCCGAUCAAGGCCGUAGCCCCCAAGACCUCCCGGGCGAGCGUGUUGGACCGGUUCAGGAACCUCCAACGCUCGUCGUCCGCGCCCUUGUCGGGAGCAGCCUCGCCGUCAACGUCAACGACCACCGCGACCACUGCGGUCCCGCCGCCUUCGCCGUCCUCGCUGUCGCGAACGUCUGGCAUCUCCACGACCACGGCCUCGACCUCGACCACGACCACGGCCAGCACCACUAAGAUCGGGUUGACGACGAAGAUCGACAGCGCCGCGGACAUCUUCACCCGCUUCGCGCUGGGCAGUCCCACGAUCAGCCCCGCCUCGCUGUCACGUGCGCCGUUGAAGCGAAAGCGAUCGGACGACGACGAGGCGGUGGCACCGCUCUUCGAUCAUGUCAAGACCGAGAAGGCGGAUGAUUGUCACAAGGAGGAGAUUGGCGAUGAUGGCGAAGAAGCCAAGCUGUCCAGUGCCGGCUUCUUGAAGCAGGUCAAGGAGGAGAUCAAAGGCGAAGAACGCGACGAGGAAGAAAGCGUAGUCGACCGCGAUAAGCAGCGACCGUCGAAGAAGAAGUUCAAGCGAAGCGGCGCGGAUGACGACGCGGCCCAAUCUAUUAUUUAUGUCACCGACGCCGAACUUGAGCUCGGCGGUCAUCAGAAGGACCAGGAGGCGACAACCGCCACCGGAGCCGGACACGCGACGACGAUCGAUUUUGAUGUGCAGGCGUGGAAGGCGAGGAACAAGCGCGACCAAGAGCGAAGGGCCAAAAAACGCGAAAGAGACGCCAACGACGGCAAGACGGGCGCCGGCCGCGUCAAGGAGGAAACAGGCGAGGAGGCCGCCGCAAAGAAGAACUCGGCGACGGCAGCAAAGCAGAGGAUCAAGUUUUCGCUGGGCGAUCUCCCGCUUGGGCGCUCGAACGAGGGCGUCAACGAUGACGAGGGCCACAACGACGACGAGGGACGCAGCGAUGAACACGACGAGGAGCACCGGUGCGAACACGCCCCGCCGACGACUGGCGACGCUGCCGCCGAGGAGGAACUGCGGCGGGUCUUCAAGAAAUCGUUCUUUGACGAUCUCCAGGUUAUCUUGACGGUUUUGGUGUUGCGCGGCCAGAUCAUCGGGCAAUUCAAUUUGGGGUUCAUCAUCGCCAAGCUGGACCAGGACGUGUUCAUCAUCGAUCAGCACGCCUCCGACGAGAAGUACAACUACGAAACACUCCAACAGACCACCGUCAUCAACACCCAGCCACUCCUCAGUCCGCUGAGCAUGGAGCUCACGGCGGUGGAGGAGAGCAUCGUGAUGGACAACCGGGAGAUGUUCCGCAAGAACGGCUUCCACUUUGUCAUCGACGAACAGGCGCCGCCGCGCCAGCAGGUCAAACUGGCCUCGGUGCCGUUUUCCAAGAACAAACAGUUUGGCGUCGAAGAUGUGCACGAACUGAUCUGUCAGUUGGAGGAACACCCGGGCAUGAUGUGCCGCCUGUCGCGCGUGUCGGCCAUGUUCGCCUCGCGCGCUUGUCGCUCCGCCAUCAUGAUCGGUACGGCGUUGAGCAAGAAGGAGAUGAAGCGGGUGCUGCACAACAUGACCCUCCUCGAGAAUCCCUGGAGUUGUCCGCACGGCCGUCCCACCAUGCGACACCUCUUCGACCUCUCCACCAUCGCCUCCCUCACCACCGCCGCCGGUGAUGCCCAUCGUCAGCGCUCCCCUUCCUCCACACUCCAGCGGUGGCAGGCCGCGUGGCGGAGCUCACCCGAAUGGCACGCCCACGCCGCAAAACCGGUGGACUAA
Messenger RNA from Acanthamoeba castellanii str. Neff, 3231 nucleotides. Its product is annotated as DNA mismatch repair protein, C-terminal domain containing protein. Gene Ontology annotation, biological process: mismatch repair. Lineage: Eukaryota; Discosea; Longamoebia; Acanthamoebidae. The coding region runs from base 1 to 3231 and encodes 1076 amino acids. Gene Ontology annotation, cellular component: MutLalpha complex. The record is from RefSeq and is a predicted model, not a curated record. The transcript is spliced from 17 exons. Gene Ontology annotation, molecular function: ATP-dependent DNA damage sensor activity; ATP hydrolysis activity; ATP binding.